This is a messenger RNA of Aspergillus campestris IBT 28561, 1490 nucleotides long. Its product is annotated as deubiquitinase OTU2. Gene Ontology annotation, molecular function: cysteine-type deubiquitinase activity. Lineage: Eukaryota; Fungi; Ascomycota; Eurotiomycetes; Eurotiales; Aspergillaceae. Gene Ontology annotation, biological process: protein deubiquitination. The transcript has a single exon. The record is from RefSeq and is a predicted model, not a curated record. The coding region runs from base 20 to 1000 and encodes 326 amino acids.
UGAACGUCUGCCAACCAAUAUGGAAGAAUUACUAGCCAAACACCGCAAGGAGCAGAAAGACCUCCAAGCUCGCAUCACGCAGAAGAAGAAAUCCGCAUCGAAGAAGACGCGCAAAGGAAUCAACGACGAAUGCGACCGCCUCCAACGAGAUGUCUCCGAGCGACACCAGACAGAAAUCGCCCAGUUCAAUGGAGAAUCCACCGAGCCCGUCAACGGAAUCGAAAACCUGAGCAUCGACAAUGACGACGACAGCAAAACCACAGACAAAGAAGACUCCGCCACCUCCUCCCAGACGCCGACAACUGAUUCCCCCGCCGACACAUCAUCCGCCUCGCAAUCCUCCAUCCCCCGCCAAAAGAAACCCAACCGUCAAAAGGCACGCUUAGCUCGUCGCGCUGCGGAGCAAGCCGCUCAGUCAGAAGUCGCCGCGGAAGAAGCCUCGAAACAGACCGACCACCGCGGGAACGAGCGAGAAGUAAUGGAGGGUGUAUUCAAGCGUCUCGGGCUGAAGGAGAUCGAGAUCAACCCUGACGGACAUUGUCUAUACUCAGCGAUAGCAUGCCAGCUUGAAGGGUCCGGACUCGGACUGAAGCCGGACCCAGAGCGGAUGCCGCUGCAGGGACCGACGCAGGCGCGGGUCGAGAACGUCGCGUCGGCUCAGCACGACGGCUACCGCGCGGUGCGGGCAGUGACGGCGGACUUUAUUACCGAACACGCGGACGAUUUCCAGCCGUUCAUGGAGGAGCCUGUCAGCCAGUACACCCACAAGAUCAAGCUCACGGCCGAGUGGGGAGGCCAGUUGGAGCUCUCUGCUAUUGCGCGCGCGUACGGGGUCGAUAUCAAUGUUAUCCAGGGAGAUGGGCGCAUCGAGAAGGUUGAAUCUGGAGACUUGGAGAAGUUGGAUGAGGAGGAGAGACGCAAGCGCGUUGUCUGGAUGGCUUACUACCGGCAUACGUAUGGCCUCGGAGAGCACUACAAUGCGCUUGUGCAGAAGACUUAGAUCGGGUUCUUGCACGGAUGACGGUGUAUGUGGACGGGCUGUCGAACAGAAGAGAAACAUGAUGACUUUUCAAAUACCUCCCGAGAGGUUUGAAUAGAACCACGCUGGUUGUUGGUUCUGUGUCCUCACUUCUGUCGUGCCGGGGUAGAUCACAUAUGAACUGCUCUGCUCGUCUCGGGUAUAUCUACUGCUCAUACCAGACUUAACCGUUACCGUGUCCGCCUGCUCAGGUGACUUUCGUACGGUCCGUCUCGUUCAAAAGAGUGUGUCUGAGCAACACGUUAAUGGUUUGUGAUCCCGGUGUCAAAACUCGACAUGAUCAACCCCACGAUACGCCUCUUCGAAUCGAGCGCACAAAGUACAACAGCCUCUACUCUGGGGCAAAUCCAAAAUCCAAAUAUGGACUGUGACAAAGCGCCAGGGAUGUAAAUUCAACCACUUCACAUUCUUAUAAAGCUACAUCGACAUAUUUAUAGAGACUAGAAGCAUC